AAACAUUAAAUAAAGAUAACUUGAAGAAAAUUUCCAACUAGCCGCCAGUUAAAUUAGGUACCACAAUGUAGGAGCGCUGCAGAUUAGUUUUAAAAUUCCGCUGGGAGUGGCUCCCCCUCUCUUUGAACCUUCUCUGUGAGUGACCAAUCUUUCUUCCCUAACCAAGUGCAAGGCUCUCAGUAGACAAUUUCAUUCCAGUCUUCUUAGAAGGGAGUUUAAAUUUAUUACGUUUUCAAAAUUGGUGAACAUUUGCAUUUUGCAGAAUCUAUUUCAGUAGUGAAAUCUUUUUGUAUCGUAUGUCCAUCCAGAAUCUUAAUACAUUCGACCCCUUUGCUGAUGCAAUUAAGGGUUCAGAUGAUGAUGUACAGGAUGGUCUUGUUCAUAUAAGAAUCCAACAACGAAAUGGUCGUAAAACUUUAACUACUGUGCAGGGCCUUUCUUCUGAGUAUGACCUGAAAAAAAUCGUGCGAGCAUGUAAAAAGGAGUUUGCUUGCAAUGGAACUGUGAUUGAACAUCCGGAAUACGGAGAAGUUCUACAGUUACAAGGAGACCAAAGGGAGAAUAUAUGCCAGUGGUUAACUAAAACAGGCCUCGCCAAACCUGAUCAACUUAAAGUCCAUGGUUUUUAAGCGAGAAAUUCGAUCCCACUAUAUAUUCAACAAUGAGAUUAAAUUUUCAUUUAAUUCAAUAAAUUAUAUUUCUGAAUGAACUUUUCAGUAAUUAAAACAUUAUUCAUUGCAUUUUUGUAAAAACCCCUAUUACAAGAAAUUGAUUUAUUGAUCAAUCUGAUUGAAUUUGGUAUUGUUUAUACUUUUUUAAAUAUUUUAUUUAUUAGUUGUUAAUUUUCCCAUCAACUUGUGACGCCUUGAAAGUUAUGUGUGUUUUUUACUGGAGGUAAUAUGUAUCUAGAUGCAAUUGAUAUAUUUCGAGAAAGGCUAUUAUAUUAAAUAGGCUAUGAUUUAGUGUUUUAAUGAAUGACCUGUGGAUCAAAUGGAUAAAUAUUGAAUCCUUAUGUAAGCGCUCAUGUAUAUUGUAUACUGUAAGCAUUGUGCCUUUCAGGUAAUAAUAAGUACUUCAAUACUUAGAUUGUGUUAAGUAUUUAUACUUGUAGGUUUUCUGAUUUCAUCUUAUGUCACUAGGCCAAACAUAGUAUGCAAUUCAUUUCCAGUUUAACGCAUAAUGCUACAUAAUGUUUCCAGUAAAUAAAAGUUCAAAUAAAGUCUGUGUUUUAUAAAGUGAAAUAAUAAAUUAUUUUGUUUUUAACCUUU
This is a messenger RNA of Nezara viridula (southern green stink bug), 1268 nucleotides long. NCBI's taxonomy places the organism in Eukaryota, Metazoa, Arthropoda, Insecta, Hemiptera, Pentatomidae. The record is from the annotation of a GenBank genome assembly.